This is a messenger RNA of Lucilia cuprina (Australian sheep blowfly), 4605 nucleotides long. It is a transcript of the gene Ae2, whose product is annotated as anion exchange protein 3. Gene Ontology annotation, cellular component: plasma membrane. Gene Ontology annotation, molecular function: solute:inorganic anion antiporter activity; monoatomic anion transmembrane transporter activity. Gene Ontology annotation, biological process: monoatomic anion transport; transmembrane transport; regulation of intracellular pH. The transcript has 17 exons. Lineage: Eukaryota; Metazoa; Arthropoda; Insecta; Diptera; Calliphoridae. Bases 791 to 4537 code for a protein of 1248 amino acids. The record is from RefSeq and is a predicted model, not a curated record.
UUUGCAAAAAAAAAAUGUGUUUAUAAAUUAAACUUAAAUUAGCCGCAAUUGCUGACCAAUUCAAAAAAAAAGCUAAUUAUUACUCGUAAACAAUUAAAGUGUCAAAAAAGUACAAAAAAAUUUUUGGUGACCAGACAAAUACAAAUAAAUUAUAAAUAACUUGAGGCAAAAAGAAAAGAACCAACAUUUGAAAAACCUACGUCAUUCCAUUUCAACAACCACACUGAUCAGUGAUCAGAGCAACCAAACCAUAUAAACAUCUCCUCAUCGAAUAGUUAUAGAUCAUACAAUGUAGAAAUAUUACGACCACGACAACAUCCAUUAUACCUCCAAUGAACAAUAAAAAUAAACGAACAUGACUCUUAAUAAAUAAGUGCUUGUGAUAUUGCCAAACAGCCCGAGCUGAUGAUGAAUCUUAACGAGUGGAAAGUUUAGAAAUUUUUUUUAUUUUACAAAUUCUUUUUAAGAAAAUGAGAAUAAUUUAAAAAAAUAAAACAACUAGAAAUGUAUUCAUCACGCGACUGUAAUUUGCGAAACUAUUAAACUUCGUACUGAAAAAUAAUAACAAAACAAAACACCGCAUACGAUAAGGUUCCUUUUGUAUAAGUAACUAAUAUUAAAAGGAUUAUAUUAAUGUCCAGAUUUUUCAAAGACGUCUUUAGGAAACUUAUGCAAAUUAUAGGACCAUAGGCAUAAAAAACCUGGUCCUUAAAAUAUACAUAUAAAAGUUUGUGUACUUAAAAGUAAAAACACAUACGAGAGAAGUAAGAAGGAGUAAUAAAAUCUCAAAAUGAGUUUUAGCGGCCAAGGAUCAUCGAAUGAUAAUGUUCGAAAAUUAUCAUUUCUUAGUUUUAAUACUAAAAAGUCUGGUGGAAAUGAAGAUCCUCAUGAAGUUCUCUUGGACUCGGAAAUGGAAAAAGUUUUCGCUGGUCCAAGUUCAUUAAAGGAAAAAUUUGAUGUGACCACUUUCCAAGAUACGGUAAAUCCAAUUGGAUCUUAUAAACCUAAAAAUGUACAUCGCACAAAAAAUCUAAAUAGCGAUCUUAAUAUUGAAGAAGAUUCAGAAUAUGAACACAAUAAUGAUUCAUCAAAUGCACAAAAUUAUGAUGAUAUACCAGAAGAUUUUCCCUUAGUUUCUGAACGUGCUGGGCAUGGUGAUCAUUCGGAUAAUUCGGCUGAUGAAAAACACGUACAAUUUGGUAAGAAGAAGGCAACUGUUGUUACACCCCCUAGUUUAAGCUAUGAUGAACAACCCAACGAUAAUAUACACGAACGUAAAAGAAGAAAAAGCCGCCAUCAGUAUUAUAGACAACGCAAAUUUUCCCAUCAAGACAGCGUGGAAGCCAAAAAAGUUACUGAAGAAAACGGCGAUGCCGGCAAUCGUAAAAUAUCAGCACCGGAAGAUGCCACUUUGGAGGCAUUUCCGAAGGCCUCCCAGGAAGCGGAUCUUAAUGAAUUAAGGUCACAUCGUUCAGAUGAUCCCAGAGCAUUGAGAAGGCAUAAAAUUCAUCAUUCAUCGAUUAAACUGAGAGAGUUACCACAAAUCAGUAUAGCUGGCUUACAACAGGCGAAGAAAAUAUUUGAUCAUAGUCCACAUGAGAUUUUUGUGCAACUUGAUGAACUUAUUGGUGCCGGAGAGGAUCGUGAAUGGAAAGAAACAGCCCGUUGGAUCAAAUAUGAAGAAGACGUUCAAGAGGGCUCCGAUCGUUGGGGCAAACCUCACGUAGCUUCACUUUCAUUUCAUUCCUUACUUAAUUUGCGCCGUUGUCUAGAAACCGGUGUAGUUCUGUUGGAUUUAAAUGAAAAAGAUUUACCAGCCGUUGCAUAUCGUGUUGUUGAACAGAUGGUUAUUGAAGAUUUAAUUAAUUCCGACGACAAACCAUCUGUAUUACGUUCUUUGCUGUUGCGCCAUCGCCAUGUAAAUGAACAUCAAAAUGGUUUUCCUUUUACGAAACGUAAAUACAACAGUUACACCAGUCUACAGUUGUUAUGGAUGGGACAUGAUCAUCAGCAACAUUUACAACCACAACAAGCAAAUCGUCUACAUCCAAAUAUUGCACAUCCACGACGCUCUGUUUGUGAAACUCUGAGUGCACCACCAACAGCAAUUGUAGUCGAACCAACAAAUCGCCGUCAUUCAACGUUAUCGUAUUUGGGUAAUCUUUCGGGCGAUGAUAAGAAAAUUAAAAUUAUGCCUGCCUUGGAAAUUGGUGGCAGCAAAAAGAGCAAUGAUUUGAAAAUUGAUAUGAAAGAUGAUUUGUAUUCUUCAUCCCAGGAAGAUUUAAAGAAACUACAAAAUGAUACUAUACUUAAGAGGAUACCACAUGGUGCAGAGGCCACCACAGUAUUGGUGGGUGCAGUUGAUUUCCUGGAACAACCCACCAUUGCCUUUGUACGUUUGGCUGAGGGUGUACCUAUGCCUAGUCUUACCGAAGUUCCCAUACCCGUACGCUUUAUGUUCAUCCUAUUGGGUCCACCCACUUUGGAUUUGGAUUAUCAUGAAGUCGGUCGUUCUAUAGCUACUCUAAUGGCCAAUGAAUCGUUUCAUUCCAUUGCUUAUAAAGCAGAUGAUCGCAAAGAUUUACUCUCCGCCAUUAAUGAGUUUUUGGAUGAUUCUAUUGUCUUGCCGCCUGGUAAUUGGGAUCGCCACGAUUUGUUGCCAUUCGAGGAACUGAAAGCUAAAAAAGACUGGAUUCGUUUGCGUAAAAACAAAGCUUUGCAAGUUAAGAAGGAGAUGAAAGAUAAAGCCAUUCUGCAUAAGGAAGUUUUGAAAGCUGCCAUUGAGAAGAAGCAAGAAGAUUCUAGUGACGAUGAUGGUGAUAAGAAAAAGCCAAGUCCUUUAGAGAAAACACACCGACUUUGGGGUGGUUUGCGCAAUGAUCUCAAACGUCGUUUGCCCAUGUACAAAAGUGAUAUAUUGGAUGGUUUGAACACUGAGACCUUGGCCGCCACCGUAUUCAUGUACUUUGCUUGUCUUUCAACGGCUAUAACAUUUGGUGGCUUGGCAUCGGAAAAAACUCAAAAUCUUAUUGGCAUUUCGGAGACAUUAUUAAGUGCCUCAAUUGUGGGAGUAAUCUUUCAUAGUUUAGCCGGUCAGCCUUUGGUGAUAAUAGGCACCACUGGUCCCCUAUUGCUGUUCGAUGAGGCUUUAAAUAAUUUUUGCAAAGAAAACAACAUUAACUUUUUAACAAUCCGAGCCUAUAUUGGUAUUUGGUUAGCAGUUAUAUCCAUAUUGGUGUCAGCCUUCGAGGGCAGCGUUUAUGUGCGCCUGCUAACACGUUUUACCCAGGAAAUUUUCUCCGCUCUUAUUACUUUAAUCUAUAUCGUAGAAACUCUUAUGAAAUUAGUGUCUGUAUAUAAGAAUCAUCCGCUUCUAGCCGAUUAUAAUUUGCCACCACCCAGUUUAGGCCUUAAUGCUACUUUAGACUUUGUAAACUCCAAUGUCACUGAAUCGAUCAAUGGCAAUGAAACUGCAACGAAUGCCACCAUAAAUAUAGAAUAUAACAGUAAUGCCAAAAUGAAUAUGCCCAACACAGCUUUGUUUUGUACAAUUCUAACAUUGGGCACUUUUACCGUAGCCUACUACCUGAAAUUAUUCCGCAACUCACACUUUUUGGGCCGUAAUGCUCGUAGAGCUUUAGGCGAUUUUGGUGUACCUAUAGCCAUUACAAUAUUUGUAAUGGUUGACUAUUUUAUACCGGCGGUUUAUACUGAGAAAUUAAGUGUUCCAGAAGGCUUAUCGCCCAGUGAUCCUACCACUCGUGGCUGGUUGAUCAGUUUGGGUCCCAUUGAAACUUGGAUUCCCUUUAUGGCCGGAAUACCUGCAAUCUUAGUGUAUAUAUUGAUAUUUAUGGAAUCACAUAUUUCGGAAUUGAUUGUAGAUAAACCAGAACGUGGUCUAAAGAAAGGUUCAGGACUUCAUUUUGAUAUUGUUUUGCUGUGUUGCCUGAAUACCUUCUGUGGUUUCUUUGGCAUGCCUUGGCAUUGCGCCGCUACAGUGCGUUCAGUGGCGCAUGUUUCUGCUCUGACAAUUAUGUCAAGAACACAUGCUCCUGGUGAAUCUCCACGUAUAAUUGAUGUUAAGGAACAACGACUAUCGGGUUUCUUUGUUGCUUUAAUGAUAGGUCUUUCAGUAACAAUGGCACCAUUGCUGCGUCUCAUACCAAUGGCUGUGUUAUUUGGUGUUUUCCUUUAUAUGGGUAUUGCAUCAAUGAGUGGAGUGCAAUUCUUCGAAAGAAUACGUUUGUUCUUUAUGCCAGUGAAACAUUAUCCACCCACUCCGUAUGUGAAGAGAGUUCCUACAUGGAAGAUGCAUUUGUUUACGUUUAUACAAGUUUUAUGUUUGGUCUUACUAUGGGCUGUGAAAUCAUCGAAAAUCUCUUUGGCUUUUCCAUUCUUUUUAAUUAUGAUGGUGCCCAUAAGGCAGAGAUUGGCAGCUUUAUAUAAGCCACAAGAAAUGCAAGCAUUGGAUGGCAAUGAAGCUAAUGCUGAUGAAGAUGAACCAGAUUUCUACGAAGAGGCAACCAUUCCUGCAUAGAGAAGAAUACUUCAUAUACAAUUUAAGAAGAUAUUGCACAAAAAAAAAAAAAACUAUUUAUGUAAUUA